Molecule: messenger RNA, 1429 nt
Organism: Odontomachus brunneus
Lineage: Eukaryota; Metazoa; Arthropoda; Insecta; Hymenoptera; Formicidae
Gene: Fibp
Product: acidic fibroblast growth factor intracellular-binding protein
Exons: 6
Coding region: 291-1367 (358 amino acids)
Cellular component (GO): nucleus
Source: RefSeq, a predicted model, not a curated record
GAGCGACACCAUAUGCACGGUAACCUGAAACUGUCACAUGCGCAAUGUAUCACGUGAAAUGUCACCGGCUGUUGUAUUUUUAUUAUAUGAUUGAUCUUAUUUCGCCACAUUCUAACAAGACUUGUGACAUUUAAAUGGAAAAAUGGCGGUGAUUUUACGCGUGAACAAGUGUUUUUGGCGGCACAAGAAUUAGCAUAACGACUACAUUACGCAAACAUUAAUAUGAUUUUCGCAAUGAUUUUACUUGGAUGAUGGUGUCAUAAAAAGACAACAUAAAUAUAACCUUAAACAUGCUGUCAGAAGUGGAUGUAUUCAUCAGUAAUUAUACGUUAGUAGAUCCUGAAAUUUAUCAACUUUGGGUCGAUGGUCAUUCCUCCAAUGAUGCAGUCAGUAUUUUACACCAACGAGGGAUUUGUCAACAGACUGAUGCACCACUCCAAUUAGUUGCAUCAGACAUACUGGAUCAUUAUCGCACCUAUGCUCUCUUAGAAAAGCUAUUACACACACCUACAAAGCUUGUCAGUGAACAACUGGCAUUUCAGAUUGAACCACAAACUAGUCAAAUGCUCAUUGAGAUGUAUUAUGAAUUUGAUGAUGUAGUGAUACGUGAAUUGCUGGGAAAGAAGAUAACAUCUAAAAGCAGAAAAGAUAUGGACGAAGUGGCAGAAAAGACAGGAAUUACAUUAAAGAGUUGUAGAAGACAAUAUGAUAAUGUAAAAAGAGUGUUUAAAGUUGUCGAGGACUUGCCAGGAUCUCUAGCAGCCAAUAUCAAGCAACACUUUUUACUCUCAGAUGACCUCGCUAAACGAUACGCAGUGGUAGUAUUCAUAGCUUGUUUACGAUUUGAAAUGAACAAAAGGAAACUACAAUUUUUGACAUUUCCCGACUUAUAUCACUGUGCCAAUAGUAUGAUGACAUCGUGGACGUAUCGUUGCAUUGGAUCAGACUAUUUUGAUACAGAUUUGGACAGGGAAUUCCUACAGGAAUUAUCAGAAUGUAGGGUGCUCUUGGAAAACGACAAGCAUCACAAACACUUGGUAUGCAUUAAACUCAAGCCGAUGCUCCUCGACCGAUCUUAUCAAGAAUUGGACAUGAACUUUCGUUCGUAUUCAAGAGCGAUACUAGGAAUCGGAUGCAACCUGCAUAGAUCGCGAGAAUUGAGAUUUUUCUUUCUGGAACUGGUGGAGAGAUGUAUAGAGCCUUGGCGACAAGUCAAUUGGACGCAUUCCGAUCUUCGGAAUUUCUUAGCCGUUUAUACACAGUGUGCCCUUGACAUGGAUGUACUUAGAGAGGGAGAACUGAGAGACGCGUUCGAACGUUACAUGACGGUAGUAACAUGCUGCCUUUUACGUAUGUAUCAUACUUGAUUACUAAUAUACAUGUAGAACAUUAAUAUAAUUAGGAGUAAAUAAAAGUUGGAACUGGUAAA